ACGUGCGUGCGUGCGACGGACGGCGAAGGACCGAGUUGCGUAAAGAACCGAUCGCGCGACCUUCCCAGUUGAUGUGUACUCUCACCUCCGAUGUCGACGAUGCCGAGACUGAUCGGCGUGCGAUGACACGCCCGCGCCGUCGCUGACAACGAAUAACAGCGAGUGCCCGCAGGGUGCCGAGAGAGCCGCCGGAGCGGAGACUCGCGCGCGAGGACUCCGUGAACCUCGCGACGGACGCGGAAGCGGAAUCGCGGCGAGUCGAUUCCGACGCCGAUGCUGCCACCGUACUCUGAGAGAUCGCACGUAGGUUAUCGCGCUGCUGACGAGCGACAUUGCGAUUCCGCAAACUUGCGAGUCGAGUGCACGAGAGAGAGGUUGUGUCCUGUGUCCGAACGAGACAACUUCACGUUUGAGCACUUUUGAUCAAAGUCCUCCCGACGCGCAAAAGCACCGUCGACCGCUCCCUUCGCGCUUUCCCGGGAAACGCACGGUAUCGCCUGAAGUUUGCGCUCGACGAUCGUUCGCUCGAGUUUCUCCGAAAGUGCGCGCGUUCAUUCCGGACGAUCGCACCUGUGCGUCUGCGGCACGCUUCACACCGAACGAACAGUCGAGCGAGUUUCGUUUGCCGUGCGAGGGCACGUCGCGUGACGCGCGCGACGCGGAAUGCUCGUCAUUCGGACACAAUUGUGUGGCAGAUUAAGCGUAGAAGAAACCGUGAAUCACGAAGAGAUAUAUGACGAUUCGAUGGCUUUAGUCAUCCGUCAACUUAAAUUCUUAUCACAAGCGCUUCACGCUGGACGUGCCUGAUCGGCGUGUUGUGUCAUCCGCGCUUCUGACAUUAGACAGAUGCGACUGGACAGUCGCAUUUAGAGACGUCGCGGCAGUGUCGUGCGGUGCAUUACGUGCGAAUUUUAUUGGUCGCCAAAUUUAGUUUCGUUAUCCGCAUUCGAGCUAGAGUUCUGACACAAAUAGCUGGUGUCACGGUGAUAGCGAGGAGCGGCUAAUCAGGGCUAAUUACGCGCGAUACGUAUCGAUGCGACCGUCCAUUAGCGCCAACAUCGAGUGCCCCUCUUUUUUUCUUCCGCUUAUCAGACGACGGGAAAGGGACGAGGAAUUAGCUUAGAGUAGUCGACGCAUCGCGAUGGAGAGACGCCGCCCGACGCGGGGAAAGAAAAUCGACGUCGUCGGUGCUACCCGAUAAACGCGCGCUAUUAAUACGGACCUGUGUGUUUUGCAUCGAUACUGGCCGCACGCUACUUCACGUCCGCGUAACAGCACCGAUCACAGCACACGAGCGAAAUCGCGCUCGUCCCCGCCGCAGGAGCGAAGUCCAGCGAAUCCGCAGCAGUUCACACUUCGCUCCGAUCAGCUCGGAUCGCCAAGUGCACGAUAGCAGCUCUCCGUUGCGUGGACGCAUUUUGCAAUCCAGUAGCGCGGCGACGUGCGGCCGCUCUUCACCGUGUGCUGCUUCUGCUGCCGCGACGCGACGUCGUCCUCACGAAAUUCGCGAAGUUCUGCCCGGCCAUACAUGGUGCAAUCGUCCAAGAUCCUCGUCGAGGCCUUACCUUGCUGCGCGACCUCCUCGAGCACGGACGAAGGGUCGACGUGAACUCACUGAAGCAAAAUAGAUAGAUGACAACUCUUUCAGAAGGAAGGUAUGGCAAGCUUGAUGGUGAAUACUUCUAGUAGUAAAAACAGCUCGCGCAGUGGAUCUCCCAGUAGAGCACCUUCGACAUCUCAGUCGCAUCAACAACAACAAUCAACCGCAAACUUAGAUCAUACUCCAAAACUGCGUAAUGCUCCAAUUUCUCAAGCAGGAGAGGGUAGCACAGGCAGUGGAAGUAGUGGUGGUGGUGGUGGUACUGGAAGUAGUUUCAGCAUGAAAGGCAGUAGUAGACAGAGAUCACCAGGAAAUUUAAUUCGUGUGGGAGAUGCCAUGGAUGAACCAAGUGGUACUUCGAACACUGCCGAACCAGACGAGUUUGUGCCAAAUAUUCAUCCACCGACUGAUGAUGAAGGAGAACAAUAUCAUGCUACCCAAUCGUUCCUAUCGAAUGGCUCCUCUGAAUUGAUAAGUGAUGAUGUCGACUCCAGCGCAGCGCGGGUUCGUCAAGCUAUCGAACAUAUUCAAAGUAAAAUUGCCAAGACACGGGAGCAGAUAAGAAUAGAACAAACCACGCGGGAUGAAAACGUUAAUGAAUAUUUAAAAUUGGCCGCUAAUGCGGACAAGCAGCAGUUAACUAGGAUUAAAACCGUAUUUGAGAAGAAGAAUCAAAAAUCGGCGCACAGUAUUUCGCAGUUGCAAAAGAAGUUGGACAGUUACACGAAAAAGCUGAGGAAUUAUGAGAUGAACGGUGCACCUGCGAGUCACAGACAACCGAGGGAAGUGUUACGAGAUAUGGGUCAAGGGCUUAAAAAUGUGGGAGGAAACAUCAGGGAUGGAAUCACUGGUUUUUCGGGAACCGUAAUGUCUAAACCGAGAGAAUUUGCUCAUCUUAUCAAGAACAAAUUUGGAAGUGCUGAUAACAUAAAUACUUUAUCACUUGAGAGUAAUGGCUCGACUUUUUAUGUAAACGAUACACCGCAUGCAGGUAAUGGUGAUAAUACUAGCGUUGAGGAGGAUAAAGCUCAUCAUGGCUCGGCUACGCUUCCCGGUGGGUGCAGUCUGGGCUCCACCCAAAGCGCGGCGGCGAUGAAGUUUCCAUCUGAGGAAGGGUCCGAGUGUUCCAGCGUAACUAGCGAGAGUGGACCCGGUAGUAGAGGACAGCCGCACACGUGUCACAGUAACAACGCAGCUCUCAGUCUCAAAUCCAUUUUCUCCGAACUACAGGAACAUCGGGAGAACCUCGACCGGAUGAGAGAGAAAUUAGACAGUAUAAAGACGUUACAGCAGGAAGUGACAUAUCUUUCUCAUUCCCUCCAAGAAGAACGUUUUCGAUGCGAACGUUUGGAAGAGCAGAUCAAUGACUUAACCGAGCUUCAUCAGAACGAAGUGGAGAAUUUAAAACAGACCAUUACAGACAUGGAGGAAAAAGUGCAAUAUCAAAGUGAAGACAGAUUACGAGAUAUACAUGAAAUGUUGGAAAGUUGUCAAACGAAAAUCUGUAAAAUGGAACAUCAGCAACAACAACACCAACAAUACGUAACACUGGAGGGUCUGGAUAACAGCAAUGCAAGAGCAUUGGUCGUAAAGUUGAUAAAUGUAGUAUUAACAGUAUUGCAAGUCAUUUUGCUCCUUGUUGCGACAGGUGCUGGUAUUAUGAUGCCUUUUCUCAGAACUAGCUGUACUAAGCCUCAUUGUUUCAUGUGCAGGGUGCGUAUAUUAACAACUACACUCGUUGUGCUGGGCAUAGUAUUUGUGCUCAAGCAAUGGCCUGAGGUACAUGAUGUUGGUAGUCACCUCAUGCGCCACCUUAAACAGACCCUCGCCAUGAAGUAGCAUUGGUGGAAUACUUAAAUUUAAUGAAACCCUGUGAUGAAGCUGGACACUACAUCGGACACUGUAUUGUUUGAAACUUUGCAUCCAUUUAUCAGUGUGUAGCAUUGGAGCAAUAAUAGUAUGUAUAUGUGUAAAUAAGUUUACUUGUAUUUUGGGUUGUUUAAAUUCAUUACUAUCAUUACGAUCAUAUUAUCGUUGUUUUUACCAUAAAGCAUAAGUAAUAUGUAUUUUUGAUACUAUUAUUUAAAUUAAUGAAGCUGUUUUGCUAUAAGAGAAUACACAUUUUAAAUUAAUUUGUACAAAUUUUCAUUAAUUUCAUAAUUCACGCGUUACUUCAAUUUAAUUUGACAUUUGCUUUCUUUUUGUAUGAUUAUGAUAUUAGCGAUGUAUAUUGUUGGACAUUAGAAUUGACGACAUUAGAAAUUCCUUCGUGUUAAGGCACGAGAAAUGAUUCAAACGUUAUGCAAUAUUGCUUGAUUUUAUAUAUAUAUAUAUAUAUGUAUGUGUGUGGUGCAUCGAAAGUUUGAUUUCGCAUAUCAACAUGUAUCAAUAUAUUCGUACAUCAUUUCUUCGUAGAUGAAUUGUCAAAAUAACAAAGAAAACCAAGUGAGAAAUUAUUGUUUAACAUACCAGAUUUAUAUUGUUAAUACAUACCAGAUUACUGUCUUCAACCUUUGGGGGUCUUUGGUCCAGUCACAAUUUGUCAGUGUACAAUCGAUAUGUUUCGAAUCUGAAAUGUAUGUGUCUACAAGCGAUAUACAUAAAUGAAAAAUUUGUAACAUCCGAAUCGUCCAAUUGCUAAACAAUAAUAUAAAUUAAGGCAGAGUUCUUAUAUCACUAAAGAUAGCUGUUGUUCGGCAUUGUAUAAAGUAGUACGUAUUGUAUACCAUUUAUUUGUUAUUUAUAAGAUCCGAUAAAGAGACAAGUUCUAGUUCAAAUGCAAGCUUUUUAAUUAUCAUUGUUGUGCAUUGCGUAAAAUAGCUGGUGCCGCGCAUGUAGCGAGAAAGAACAGUGAAGAAUUUUAUCGGAAAUGACAUUGAGAGACAUCACUUUCAUGGUAUAUAAUUGUGAAUGAGAAACUCGGAUGAAAAAGGGAAGAAAAUUACGUACAUUGCAUGUUUUGUUGCAUCAUCUGAUACCAAAAGAGGACCAACUGUCUCUUUCCUCUUAUCCUACGAAGAUUUACGACGCGUUGCAAUUAUGUGUACAAGAAUGGAAAAUUAGGGGUGAUUUUUUAUUAAUUCAGUGAGUCAUUCUGAUAAUUGAAGACAUAAAUCUACGUGUAUAUUAUAACGAGUGUGUAAAGAAUUGAACCAUGACAGUUAAUCGAUAUGAGAGAAAGACUGAAGGACUACGUUGCUGUAACAAUUAUCUUUCUUUUUUACAUUGGCGUGCACUAUAAUUUUAAGUUUUCACUAUCGAAAACAAUUUCUUACGACAUUAAUACCCUACGCGAGAUAAAUAUAAAUUUAAUAAAAACCUGGAGUAAUCGAGUAAUCGAUACGCGAUAAAACGCAAGAGUUAGAAUCUUAGCAACGUUUUUUAAACAAAGGCUCAAUAUCGGUUUUACGCUUCUUCAGUGCUUCAUCACUGUUUAACAAUAUACCGUAAAUGUAGUUUAUAUAUUCAAUAUUUUACAGAACGCUUUUCUAGUUUUUCACGAUCAAGGUGACCCAAGGUGUCUGAGCACUAUUGUUAUUCAACGUGAUUGCAGCAUAAUGCAUAUUAAAAUGAAUAGGAAGCGUUUGUAAACAUGUCUCGUCUCAUUCAAAUAAUUACAUUAUGCUGCUAUCGUCAUGCACACAUAUAGAAACUUUAAUGUUUAUCCUUAUUUUAUGCUAUAUGUGUGGUUUGCAACCGAAGUAAUUGCUAACAUUAAAUUACUUAGUGUUUGUCAAUUUAAUGGCAUAUAGUGAAUACACAACAGUGCAAAUCCCUACCCAGAAUUUAAUUCAAAACAGCUGCCUGUACUCUCUCUCUCUGUAUAUAAAAGAAAUAAUUUAAGUAAUGUAUUUUACUGUGUCUCAAUAUAUACGGAUAUUUUAUGUUUGACGGUAUAUGCUGUUAUAAAAUCUGGUAUUAUUUCGUAAGCUUUCAACGAAGAGGAAAUUCGUAAUAGACUAACAGUAUACGCAUACGGAAAUGGAAGGUGUGAUAAAGUAAUUUUACGCUAUUACGAAGAGAUAUUCACAAUUCGUCCAUGAUCUCAAAGCAAAUGGAAAUUUGAUGAUAUAAUAGUGUCUUUGCUUUUUCAAAUAUACGUAUUUCUCCCGAUAUCUAAUAAAUUUCUCACAUUUGCAUCCAUUGGCUCGUAUAUGGACAAUUAAUUUUUCUCGUAAAAAUAACUAAUCUCUGAGUGUUCAAUAUCGUUUCCUUACGUUCCUAGUAAAUGUUAUAUUUCGAAUUUACAUAUAAAUCGCUGUGAUUAUGCUAGGUUUAUAUAUAAGCUUAACAUUUAAGAAGCUUUGGGAUCAAUAUAAUCACACUUGGGAGAUACCAGGAGAUCUAUAUACGCUGUACAUAUACAGAUAUAUUUCGUGUGAAAAUCGUGCACCAUUCAUUACGAUAUGUAAUGUUCAACAAACAGCAUAACCGACAAAUGGAGAUGCGUAUUUAUUGAAUCGAAUAACUUCAUCUCGCAGUACCCUGUUUUCUUUUAUAAAAAAUACAUAUAUUGGGUUGACUAGAAAGUCCAUGUGGAUUUUCCGAUCAACCCAAUGACUAAUCUAAAAUAUGUAAGUCCAUUUAGUAUUAUAUAAUUAUAAGUAGCUGAAGUAUAUAGGGUGUUAAACACAUGUAUUAAUGUACAUAGCAUGUUACGUUACAUUUGUAAAAUUUUAUCAAUGUAACAAUGUUUUACUUGCGUUUUAUCGUUUUCCAAUUUAAUUUUUACAAGAGAUGUACCACUAAAGAAAACAAACGUUCUGUUCUAUGUAUUGUUACAUGAUACACCCUAUAUAUUUGUAAUUUUAGAUCAUGGUGCUUUGUAACAUACGUAUUUAAUACAUUCUUAGACAAUUCCUUCAUGAUUGACCACCGAUUUAGUGAGGGCCCCUUGCACGCUUGCAAAAUAUUGUGCGACAUGUAGAGGAAAGAAACCAAAUAUUAAAUAUUAAAGUAACGGACAGUGUUUCAAAUUGAAAUUGUAAGGGAUUAUUAGAUGUAGGAAAGAGUUCUAUGCUUUUCUAGUAAAAUCCAGAUUUUGUUUUAAAAAGACUUAUAAAUAAUACUUCAGAGUAUAAUAAUGCAGAGCUCGUCUGUCACCGUUGUGAAUAGUUUUACGUUUCGCAUUCAACCGAUUGCAAAUUAUUUCAAUUGAAUUUUAAUAAGCUCCACUUUAUGAAUUUCUUUAGAGUUUGCACUGCAUUUUAAUUUGCCGAUAAUUACAGUUUGUUAUUUCUAAAUUUCUUACUAGCGCUGUUCCGUAUGCGGAACGUCGCCAGCUUUUGAGAUCAAAAUCUCCCUUGUAACAUUUUCGACAGUACCUUUUGCAUGAACGAAUUAUCAGAUGCAAACGAAUCACUCAUACGGCUUCAGUACCAAGUGCUUUUUAUAUUGCGAUCUGAAUUUGAAUUUUGGUGAUGAAAAGAAAAUAUAGUAUUAAAUGUACGAGUAAGAGAGAAAGCAAAGAGCCCUUUUCUACAUCCGAUAUUAAACAACGAUGAAUGUAUUUUGUACCUCAUUGAAUCGUCGUAUAAGUUUCCGUUUUUCUACUUAAAACUGUUUACAAUUUUAUAUGUAUUUUAUAUUUAUGAGGCUACGUCGUAUAGAUGUGUAUACCGUAUAAUUUGCGACGAUCAGUGAUCCAUCUCUCGGGAAUAGUUUGUCGUCGUCUGUAGCUUAGGGGCCCCGUAUGUAGAUACGGAUUAUUAUGUAUAUCAUCGAUGCCUUGCGUAGGUAGUUAAUGUCAAAUUAUAGAAUAAAUAUUCGUUGUCAAUUGUAGAUCGCGGUAAUAGGCAGAGCCAGCAGCAGCAGUUACUAUAAAGGUUGUUACUACGUACACAUCCAUUGUGCAUACAUGACAGCUGCAUCCAACUGGUAUUUAAAGUAAUAAAAAAAGAUACUCCAAAAACUAAACGUUACGUAAAUCCAUGUCCGUUUUUCGACACGUCGAUACGUGUGUUUUCCGCGUGCACAUUGCAUCAGCGAUGCAUUUAUUGCUGCUGGUAGACCAGCCCGUUGCGAUUCACGUUAUUUCGUAUUGUCAAAAUAAAACGAAUUUUUAAUAA
Messenger RNA from Ooceraea biroi (clonal raider ant), 7668 nucleotides. It is a transcript of the gene Dmtn, whose product is annotated as transmembrane and coiled-coil domain 2 protein Dmtn. Gene Ontology annotation, cellular component: endomembrane system. NCBI's taxonomy places the organism in Eukaryota, Metazoa, Arthropoda, Insecta, Hymenoptera, Formicidae. The record is from RefSeq and is a predicted model, not a curated record.